AUGGCGGAACUAGCCCCUUUCGAGCACACGCCCAUGGACGACAUCGCGCCCAUGUGCGCGAAGGUACGCGCCAGCUUCCUCUCGCACAAGACCAAGCCGCUCGAGUACCGCAUCCAGCAGCUGCGGAAGCUGUACUGGGGCUUCAAGGACAAUGAAGAGCUCAUCAAGGAGGCAUGCAAGCGCGACCUGGGCAAGCCGUCGUUCGAGACAUACCUGACCGAGAUCUCGUGGUGCAUGAACGACUGCAUCUGGAUGGCCAACAACGUGCCGCGCUUCGCAAAGGACGAGAAGGCGACUGACAUCCCGUGGACAAACAUGCCCCUCAGUCCACGCAUCAAGAAGGACCCAUUGGGCACCGUGCUCAUCAUUGGCGCCUACAACUUCCCCAUCCAACUCACCCUCGGCCCUCUCAUCGGCGCCAUCGCAGCAGGAUGCACGGCCAUCGUCAAGCCCUCCGAGUCGGCCCCCAACGCCGCCGUCGCAAUCGAGAAGAUCCUGCGCGAGUCCCUCGACCCUGACUGCUACACGUGCAUCCAGGGCGCCAUCCCCGAGACGACGGCCCUGCUCGAUCAGAAGUGGGACAAGAUCUUCUACACUGGCGGAGAGGUCGUCGCCAAAAUCAUCGCGAAGAAGGCGGCCGAGACGCUCACGCCCCUCACGCUCGAGCUGGGAGGCAGGAACCCCGCCAUUGUUACAAAGCACGCCGACCCAAAGCUCGCCGCGAGGAGGUUACUAUGGGCCAAGACACUCAACGCAGGCCAGGUCUGCCUCAGCCAGAACUGCACCUUUGUCGACCGCGAGAUCGUCCCGGCCUUCAUCGAGGAGAUGAAGAAGCAGCUCCAUGAUUUCUACCCAGACGGCGCUCGGAACUCGCCCGACUAUGGCCGCAUAGUCAACGAGCGCCAGUUCCAGCGCAUGAAGAAGAUGCUCGACGCUAGCAACGGCAAGAUUGUCAUCGGCGGCACAAUGGACGAAUCCGACCUCUUCAUCGAACCCACCGUCGUCCAGAUCAACGACAUGAACGACAGCAUGGUCACCUCCGAAUCCUUCGGCCCCCUCCUACCCAUCCUGCCCGUCGCCAACCUAGACGAAGCCAUUCGGAUCGCAAACGAGAUCCACGACACCCCCCUCGGCACCUACGCCUUUGGAAAUAAGGCCGAGUUGGAACAAAUCAUGGGACAAACGCGCAGCGGAGGUGCCUCUCUCAACGACGGUUUCUUUCACGGCUCCAUACCCACCAUGCCUUUUGGUGGCGUCGGAACAAGUGGCCAGGGCGCAUACAGAGGCAAGGCCAGUUUCGAUACCUUUACCCACCGCAGGAGUGUGACUACCACACCAGCCUGGCUUGAGGGUCUCAUGGACGUCAGGUACCCGCCAUACACACUCGCAAAGCAGAAGAAGUUUAUUGGCAUGAACGACGUCAAACCCAACUUUGAUCGUCAGGGUAGAGCACUUGGCUGGGGUGCGUGGUUUAUGGGUCUAGUAGGCCUGAAAAGCUUGGCUGCUGUUGUUGCGGCCGUCGCCAUUAGGCUUUAUUUGCAGCGGAGGGCAAAGAUGUAG
Molecule: messenger RNA, 1560 nt
Organism: Alternaria postmessia
Lineage: Eukaryota; Fungi; Ascomycota; Dothideomycetes; Pleosporales; Pleosporaceae
Exons: 2
Coding region: 1-1560 (519 amino acids)
Biological process (GO): aldehyde metabolic process
Cellular component (GO): cytoplasm
Molecular function (GO): aldehyde dehydrogenase (NAD+) activity
Source: RefSeq, a predicted model, not a curated record